Molecule: messenger RNA, 1813 nt
Organism: Sorghum bicolor (sorghum)
Lineage: Eukaryota; Viridiplantae; Streptophyta; Magnoliopsida; Poales; Poaceae
Product: P-(S)-hydroxymandelonitrile lyase-like
Exons: 10
Coding region: 58-1563 (501 amino acids)
Biological process (GO): proteolysis
Cellular component (GO): vacuole
Molecular function (GO): serine-type carboxypeptidase activity
Source: RefSeq, a predicted model, not a curated record
AUCAAUGUACUGAGCUAGCCCAUCAAUCAAGGGAAGAUAUAUAUAAGAAGAGCAAACAUGGCCAUCACCAGCAGCUCCUCCGGCCAGUGCAACUCCUGUCCAUGGCGCUUCGCCACGGUAACUCUCCUACUAGCACUAGCCGCCGGCAGCCUCCUCCCGGUACCGGCGUUGGCGCGAGGGUCCUCCGAGGAGCAGGACCACCAGCAGCGUGAGGACGACCUGAUCCGGGGCCUGCCGGGGCUGCCGCCCAACGACGACGUGCCGUUCGACAUGUACGGUGGCUACAUCACCGUCGACGAGCAGGCUGGCCGCGCGCUCUACUACUGGUUCCAAGAGGCCGACCGCACCGAGGUCGAGGACCCCGACGCCGCGCCGCUCCUCCUCUGGCUCAACGGCGGGCCUGGGUGCUCCUCCAUCGGCGGCGGCGCGCUCGAGGAGCUCGGCGCCUUCCGCGUCCACACGGACGGCGAGAGGCUGUUGCGCAACGAGUUCGCAUGGAACAGAGCGGCGAACGUGCUGUUCUUGGAGUCGCCGGCCGGCGUGGGGUUCUCUUACAGCAACACCAGCUCCGAUCUUGUCGUCGGCGACAACAGAACGGCGCAUGAUGCGUACAAGUUCCUGGUGAAAUGGUUCGAGAGGUUCCCAAAGUACAAGUACCGUGAUUUCUACAUUGCUGGAGAGAGCUAUGGAGGCCACUAUGUUCCUCAGCUCUCGCAGCUUGUGUACAGGAACAAUAUCGGCGUAGAGAACCCUUCCAUCAACUUCAAAGGUUUCAUGGUGGGAAACGGUCUAACCAACGAUCGCACUGACAUGAUCGGCAUGUUCGAGUUCUGGUGGCACCACGGCCUCAUCUCCGACGAGACCCUGGAGAGCGGCCUCAAGAUUUGCCCGGGGAGCUCCUUCAUCCACAUCGAGCCGGAGUGCCAGAAGAUCUGGGACAAGGCCGUCGAGGAGCAAGGCAACAUCGACGGCUACAGCAUCUACACGCCGCCGUGCGACAAGGGAACCCCGUACGCGCGCAGACGACUGAGGAGGAGCCGCCGCCCAUUGAUGCUGCCAGCAUACGAUCCGUGCACCGCCUUCUACUCGACCAAGUACCUGAACCUCCCCGAAGUUCAGACGGCCAUGCAUGCCAACGUCAGCGGUAUCAUAGACUACCCAUGGGUUUUAUGCAGCGAUCCUCUGUAUUACAACUGGACAGACACACCUGCUUCCAUGCUACCCAUCUACAAGGAGCUCAUUGGAGCUGGCCUCAAGGUCUGGGUCUUCAGUGGUGACACAGACACUGCAGUGCCGCUGAGUGGGACCAGGCGCUCUCUUGCUGCCCUAGGCCUUCCUGUAAAAACUAGCUGGUACCCCUGGUACAUAGUCUCAACCGAGGUUGGUGGCUGGAGUAUGGAGUAUGAAGGCCUGACCUACGUAACCGUCCGUGGCGCCGGCCAUGAGGUUCCCCUGCACCGUCCGGAGCAGGCGUUCUUCUUGUUUAAGCAAUUCUUGAAGGGCCAACCCAUGCCGGCUGAGGCAAAAGAUGCCAGCCUCAUACUCCUUCCCAGUGAGAAGUAAUUAGGAUCCCCUCUGACUAAGCAAGGGGGCAGCACAGGUUGCGGAGGCUCGCGCAGUCAUGCUUGACGACAACGAUAUCCACUACUAUAUAUCGCUGAAUAAUGCUGCAUUAUGCUGUUGAUAUGUACAUGUACGUGGAGAAUAAAUAAAGCUGGGAGCCUGAAAUGCUAUGAAUAAUGUACAAGGCUUGGCGAUGGCCGAUGGAUGGAUUCUUUCUUAGGAAAGCCAUUUAUAUAUACUCUUUUUGAAA